Molecule: messenger RNA, 240 nt
Organism: Chaetomium globosum CBS 148.51
Lineage: Eukaryota; Fungi; Ascomycota; Sordariomycetes; Sordariales; Chaetomiaceae
Exons: 2
Coding region: 1-240 (79 amino acids)
Source: RefSeq, a predicted model, not a curated record
AUGGUUCCUGUCCUGAUUGGCAUGCUUGGAGAUGACAGCGUCGUCCUGCGCCUCACCAGCCUCGGUAAUCCCCUUGUCCUGGAGCUUCGCUCGCCUGGGACGUGCUCCGGUAUCCCACCCAAUGAGUGUGAGCCUGCUCCUUGCCGCAUCACGCAAAGCUCAGUCGACACAGCCCGGAGCGUUGCUGAAUUGAUGACGCUGGGACAAGCCAUGCAGCAAUCUAGCAAUCUGGUUUAUUAA